This is a messenger RNA of Entelurus aequoreus (snake pipefish), 3695 nucleotides long. RefSeq lists its product as uncharacterized. The transcript has 11 exons. Gene Ontology annotation, cellular component: external side of plasma membrane. NCBI's taxonomy places the organism in Eukaryota, Metazoa, Chordata, Actinopteri, Syngnathiformes, Syngnathidae. Bases 1037 to 3067 code for a protein of 676 amino acids. Gene Ontology annotation, biological process: immune response; positive regulation of T cell proliferation; negative regulation of T cell proliferation. The record is from RefSeq and is a predicted model, not a curated record.
CUCGUGGGUCCGGUGGUUGGGUUUUCUUACCGGAAGUAUAAAAGAAGUGUAUCCAAUAGGCCCAGGAGUAACCCAGUGGAGGUGAUAAGAGUUGAACUCAGUCGAAGAUGGUGGUGAGAGUCAAAUGAGUGAGAAUGGAAGAUGUCUUGGUGGUGGCAACAACGGACAGGCGGACCUCUGCUGAUCCCACCUUUUCAUCCACACAUUCUGUACAUGAAGUCACUCAUCAGAAUCAGUUUUAUUGGCCAAGUAUGUUUAACACACAAGGAAUUUGACUUGGUGCUGUGUUGUCUUUGUUCAAUGCAAGAAACAAAGCAACAUCUGACAACUACAAGAGACAUCAGUGAUGCUGGAUGUGUUCUGCUUGCUGAAGAAUGAAGCUUCUCUUCUCACAAGAAGAAAACAACGUUGUCAAAUAUUCACCAAAGUGCCAUUAAUUUUCUACCACUUGUGACUUUCGGGGUCGCGGGGGGUGCUGGAGCCUAUAUCUCAGCUGCAUUCGAGCUGAAGGCGGGGUGCACCCUGGACAAGUCGCCACCUCAUCGCAGGGCCAACACAGAUAGACAGACAACAACCACACACUAGGACCAAUUCGGUGUUGCCAAUCAACCUAUCCCCAGGUGCAUGUCUUUGGAGGUGGGAGGAAGCCGGAGUCCCCGGAGGGAACCCACGCAGUCACGGGGAGAACAUGCAAACUCAACACAGAAAAAUCCUGAGCCCAGGAUCAAACCCAGGACCUUCGUAUUGUGAGGCACACGCACUAACCCCUGUGCCACUGUGCUGCCCUCCAAAGUGUCGUAUUUAAUAAAUAAUAAUUGUUGCAAAGGAUCAUCUGUGCAAUAGAAUGAAGGAAAGAAUGUGAGGUAUGUGGGCUGGCAUUGGCCAAAGUUACCUUGUGUAGAGGUCUGACAGCACCUGUUUGGGGUGUGACACAAACACCUAUCAUAAAUGUUUCACUCCUUCAGAGAGAACUGACUGGCAGGCAGGCCGACCAGGUUGGUUAGCUUAGCCUGCUCAAUGUUUUGAAUAAGUGAAAAUGAGGAUUACUGUGGCUUGUUUGGCGCUUGUGACUUUUCUGUGGCCUGUCGUCAGCAGAGGUGACAAAGAUGUUUGGUGUCGUCUCAAUGAGAGCUGCCUUUUACCGGCAAACUCAACUGCUUUAGACGACAUGAUCAUACACUGGUUCAAGAUGUCGCAAGAGGACAUUUUUGUUCAUUCAUACUACUACAAUCUGGACCAGCUGGAACUCCAGGACAAACAGUUUAAGAACAGGACUUCACUGUUCAAGGAGCACAUUAAAGAUGGGAAUUUUACUCUCUUGUUGAAGAACGUGGUUGUUGCUGAUGAGGGAAGGUACAAGUGCUACGUAAAAAACAAAAGUAGUACUCAUACGUCAUUCAUCAAGCUCCAUGUAGAAGCUGCGGUCACCACAAUCAACAUCCAGCAAGAUGGCAACAAUCUGACGUGCAGCUCAAGCGGAAUCUACCCCAAGCCUCAACUCACCUGGUCCACCGAGCCUUUGCUUCCUCACGCCCUCCAGAACGCCACGAAAGUCGACAACGGCACAGGGGAGACACUUUACAGCAUCAGCGGCUGGCUGGUCGUGGCGGGGGACAACACUUCUCAGGUGGACUACAUCUGCCACGUUAGAAGCCACAGCAGCAGGAGGCUCACCUGGAAGAACGGAUCGACUGUCAGCUUUUCUGGAUCAGAGACCGUCAUCAACUGUCCCUUCUUGACUGGUGAAAGGAGCGUCGUCUGGAUGUUCAACAAUCGUACCAUCGUGAAGAUGAGCGACGGCGCUAAGAACAUCAGUGAGGAGUGGAAAGAGCAGAUGAAGGACGUGUCCACUUCAGGCAGCCUCAGUCUGCACAGUCUGUCCAGCGACCAUGAGGGAAGGUACACGUGCCAAGUGGACAACGCCACGGAAACAUGCGUGAUCACCUUCUUCUUGAGGAUGGCGGGCGGUGACAAAGAUGUUUGGUGUCGUCUCAAUGAGAGCUGCCUUUUACCGGCAAACUCAACUGCUUUAGACGACAUGACCAUACACUGGUUCAAGAUGUCGCAAGAGGACAUUUUUGUUCAUUCAUACUACUACAAUCUGGACCAGCUGGAACUCCAGGACAAACAGUUUAAGAACAGGACUUCACUGUUCAAGGAGCACAUUAAAGAUGGGAAUUUUACUCUCUUGUUGAAGAAUGUGGUUGUUGCUGAUGAGGGAAGGUACAAGUUGGACAUAAAAAACAAAAGUAGUAAUCAUACGUCAUUCAUCAAGCUCCAUGUAGAAGCUGCGGUCACCACAAUCAACAUCCAGCAAGAUGGCAACAAUCUGACGUGCAGCUCAAGCGGAAUCUACCCCAAGCCUCAACUCACCUGGUCCACCGAGCCUUUGCUUCCUCACGCCCUCCAGAACGCCACGAAAGUCGACAUCGGCACAGGGGAGACACUUUACAGCAUCAGCGGCUGGCUGGUCGUGGCGGGGGACAACACUUCUCAGGUGGACUACAUCUGCCACGUUAGAAGCCACAGCAGCAGGAGGCUCACCUGGAAGAACGGAUCGACUGUCAGCUUUUCUGGAUCAGAGACCGUCAUCAACUGUCCCUUCUUGACUGGUGAAAGGAGCAUCGUCUGGAUGUUCAACAAUCGUACCAUCCUCAAGAUGAGUAACGGUGCUAAGAACAUCAGUGAAGAGUGGAAAGAGCAGGUGAAGGACGUGUCCACUUCAGGCAGCCUCAGUCUGCACAGUCUGUCCAGCGACCAUGAGGGAAGGUACACGUGCCAAGUGGACAACGCCACGGAAACACGCGUCAUCAACUUCUACUUGAGGAUGGCGGGCGGCCGUUCACGUGUUGUGGACAUCGUGAUCGGGGUGCUGGCAACGCUCGCUGUGCUUGCAGCUGUGGCAUUUAUUUGGUACAAAAAGGAGAAAGGUUCUCGGACACCUCAGCCUACUGGAAUUGAAGAGAAGGAGAUGGAUAUACUCCAGUACUCCUCAGAGGGACAAGCGGUAGAAAAUGGACAGAAAACAGAAGACCAAAGACAAAAACCUCUCCUACAUGACUCAUAAGGCGGCGCUUAACACCAGAUCCAAGUUGUCAUGGAAACAUGUUCACAAAUAAGUUACAUAAGUCAGACGUUUAUGUUGUUUAAAUCAAAUGAAUAUUUCAGGACUGUCUUUAAAGAGUCGACGAUGUAGCGGUUGCUUUAAGGCAGAGGUCUCAGACACGCGGCCCGCAACGUUAUUUUAUAUGAAUGGCGCCUGACAGCGUCAUACUUGCCAACCCUCCCGAUUUUUCCAGGAGACUCCUGAAUUACAGGGCAACCUUUCUCACGAAUGUCUGCCGAUUUUCACCCAAACAACAAUAUUCAGGGCGUGCCGUGAUGGCACUGCCUUUAGCGCCCUCUACAACCUGUACAAACAGCGUGCCAGCACAGUCACAUGUUGUAUUUGGCUUCUGUAGAUACACGUAAGUGACUGCAAGACAUACUUGAUCAUCAGCCAUACAGGUCACAUUGAGGGUGUCCGUAUAAAUAACUUUAUUACUGUUACAAAUAUGCGCCACACUGUGAACCCACACCAAACAAGAAUGACAAACACAUUUCGGGAGAACAUCCGCACCGUAACACAACAUAAACACAACAGAACAAAUACCCAGAAUCCCAUGCAGCCCUAACUCUUCCGGGCUACAAUAUAC